AUGAACCUCAGCCGUCGAUGGCACUGGCUACUCCCAAUCCUCAUCGGUGUUGCCUGGGGCGAUUACGCGCCUCUUUCACACAAUUGCGCCGCCUUUCCGGAACGUGAGAUCAAGAUUACGUUGGGGGUUCUGCUCCCCGAAAGUUAUCAAGCCUCGAUUGGAUCGGCCAUCGAACUGGCCUUGAAACAUGUCCAUUCCAAUCCAAAUCUCAUCCCAAAUUAUUGCAUCGACAUCUUAUAUAGAGAUACUCAAGUGAGUUUUUUAGAAAUUUAAGUUUUCCUAUAUUGUAGUAUAUAGGUAUCAGCUAUUAUUUCUGAUGAUUUUAGUGUAAGACCUCGCUUGGAAUGAAGUCUUUGUUCGAGCUGAUGAACGCCGAGCGACGUCCUGUUGCUCUGUUUGGAAGUAUGUGUACGAAAGUGAACGAGCCGGUCGCUAUGGCCUCAAAAUACUGGAAUAUCCUGCAGUUAUCGUAUGCCGAAAGUCAUGCCAAGUUCAGCUCGGCGGAUGCGAAUGAGGUAAAAUACGAUAUUUUAAGACUACCUUCAUUUACUAGCAAUUUUUAUAAGCACAAAAUUUAACCUAGACAGUGAAAGUUUGAAUCUUUUUUUUGGAUAUUUAUUGUAGUUACUGCAAGAUGAAUGUGUGUAAAGACAAGUAUAACAUCGCCUCUGAAAUUGCAUGUUUGGUGCCUAGAAUGUAUGAGGAUAAUCUAGUUUAUGGGUUUCUUUUCCAAUGGCCCCAUUUUCGGUUGAUAAAUGCCGACGGCUCUCGAAAAGCCCUCAGGCCACGUGGAUGAUCCGAGCGAAACAUAUAGAAAACUUGUUUAAAAACGGGCUGAAAUCUAUUUUCCGGACCCUUCGGCAUCUUUAUUAGUCAUAGUUUUUUGCAAAAAAUAUCAAAAAAAAUGAUGACUAAAUAAAUACCUACUACAAUAUAAUCAUUCAGCUCUACCCGACCUUCUUCCGGAUCGUGCCUGGAGAUCGGAAUUUGAUCUCAGCUCGAUGCCAUCUCAUCAAAUCCUUCAAUUGGACUCGGGUUGGGACCAUAAAGCAGAGCGAUCAGCCACGAUAUUCGCUUCCUCAUGAGAGCCUGACAACUCAACUGGAGAACACGUAUGACAUUCAAGUCAUUUACACGGCUGGAGUGACUUCGGAUCAGUUGAAAAACAUUGGCUACGAGUUGGACGAGCUGAAGGUGAGGGUAAAAUACGCGGUUGACAGUUGAAGGUCGAGAUUUCGAAGGGUUUUUUCAAUAGAAAUUUUUACUUUGAAGUCGCAAAAGUUUUGAUUUUCGCAUGUUUUUUCUGCUUUUUACAAAUUUUUUUACCUUUUGUCAUCAAAAAUAUAGCCUCAAGUCCCUUCAAAUUUCAGUCCCGAGACGCCCACAUCAUCGUCGCUGACAUGGAAACGGAGCUCGCUCUCCACGUUCUCUGCGAAGCCUACAGCAAAGACAUGUUUGGAGUGGAUUAUCUGUGGGUGCUGCCCGGCUAUCAUCAGAACAAUUGGUGGAUGGAUGUGAGCGAAACGAAUUGCACGUUGGAGCAGAUGGAGAAGGUGCUGGAAUACCAUUUAUCGGUCGAGUUUGCGCCUCAACGAGUGAAUACUGAGGAUGUGAUUAUUAGUAAUCAUACUGUGGAUGAGAUCUUGGGAGAUUUGAAUGGUAAGUUGAGCAAAAAAAUAUAGAAGACCUAUUUUUCACAGAUUUACCCGACAAAUUUAAUGUUUUUAGGAGUCUGUGUCGCCGAGGAGUCCGCCUCCUGUCUGACUUCAGUCUACAACACCUAUGCCUAUGAUGGAAUCUGGGCCUUGGCUCUGGCCCUAAAUGAGACCUUAUAUGGCCCUGGAGGACCUCAAGGAGAGGAAGAAAGCGCCGAGAUCACUGCUCAUCGGCUAUUACAAUUGAUGGGGAAGGAUCAGUUUGAAGGGCUGACAGGGAGAGUAAAGUUUGAUCAUAAUGAGAGAUUGGGGCUGGUCUACGUUUACCAGUGGAUCAAUGGGACCUAUAUGAACAUGGGGUACUAUGACGGCACAGUGGACCGAUUCGAUAUUCACAAAAUUGAGGAGUGUAAGUGUGAGGGAGGAUUCUUAUUUUUUGAAUUAUAGAAUAUUUGAAUAUGCGAAUUUUUAGAGAAAAAAUAAGCAAAAAUUUUUUAAACUUCAUUUUUAACACAUGCAGAUCAUUUCUAAUAAAAUUUCAAAAAAUUUAUUGAAAUUUGCAUAUUUAAAAAAUUUAAAAAAUUGCAUAUUCAAAUUUUUUAAAUAAGGAAUAAAUAAGCUAAAAAUUUUUUGGGUCAGUUUAUGGCCUAUGCAGGAUAUUUUUCUCAAAUUUAAAAAAAUUGGCUAAAAUUUGCAUAUUUAAAAAAAACGUAAAAAUUUGCGUAAAAUUUGCAUAUUAUAAUUUUUGCAAAUUUUUCAGCCUGGACUGUUCCCCGCGACGCCACCGUCGUAAUCCGUCAACGUCGCUAUGUGAACUACUUUCUAUUGGGUAUUAUGUGUGCCAUUUCCAUAUUUGGAAUGCUCGUGGCGGCGCUUUUCCUCUUCCUCAACAUCAAAUAUCGCAACCACAAAUUCAUCAAAAUGUCCUCUCCCAACAUGAACAAUGUCAUCAUCUUCGGCUCCAUGUGUUGCUAUGCCUCUGUCAUUUUACUGGGAAUCGACACCAGAUUCGUGGGAUCCAAUGCUUUCGAGAAGUUGUGUUACGUACGUUAAUUUUGGAUGGUAUGUUAUCCGAAUUUAGAUCAAAACCUGGGUUCUGAGUGUGGGCUUCACGCUGGCGUUUGGGUCGAUGUUUUCGAAGACCUGGCGAGUCCAUAGUAUCUUCACGAACAUCAGGAAAGACAAGAAAGCCAUCAAGGACGCCCAGUUGUUCAUGAUUGUGGCCUUGCUUUUGUUCAUCGACGGCUUGAUCUUGGGGGCUUGGUCGAUUAUCUCGCCGUUUCGCUUCAAAAUCACAGAACAUGAACCUGUGGUGAGUGUAAAAUACGGUAUCCGUAGUAAUGAGUAGAAAUUUCGAUUUCAAAUUUUUAAAUCAUUGUUUUGUAAAAUACGAAGUCCAUAAUAACUUUUUCAGAGGGUCAAAAAUCAACUAGUGAUCCCAGAACUGGAGCGAUGCCAAAGUGAUUACGCAUUUUUGUUCCAAGGAAUCUUUUAUGUCAUCAAGGGAAUGCUCAUGGUAUGUUUACAUAAAAUACGUUGUAUCCAUCAAAAUAUUUAUUUAUUUGGAUGGGACAUUGUUACGAUUUCACGAGGUGUAUCUCUGCAAGCGAUCAAUGUAUAAUACAUAUUCUAUACGAUUUUUGAAAGUUUACGGCCAACAAAAACAUUUUUCUUUGACUGCUCUCCGAAUUUUGCGUUCUCUCUCGCUAGAUCGCUGCAGAUUUUUUCUUCAAGGCAUGAAAAAAAAUUUAGUAAUUUUUCCGUAACUUUGAUAGCAGUACGGAUACGGACCGAUCCAGUGGCAAAAAACGUUCCAUUUUGCAUCCGGGAAGUAUCAAAAAAUGUAGCAAAAUGCCUCCAUUCCAAAUGAAAAAACUUCGUUUUGAAGGGUCUCCCUUACAAAAAGAGCAGACGCGCUUUGAAACCGGAGUUUUUGACUUGGAAAGGGAGGCAUUUUGCUACAUUUUUGAUACUUUUUGAAUGGCAAAUGGCAUUUUUUGUCACUAGAUCAGGUCAUCCACUGUAUGUGCACAAACUUUAAAGAAAAUGUCAGCAUUACUUUGCCAAAAAAUAAUAUUGCCAUCUACUGUAACAUUGCAGAUAUUCGGCUGUUUCCUGGCCUGGGAGACCCGCGCCGUCAACGUCCCCGCCCUGAACGACUCCAAAUACAUCGGAAUGUCUGUAUAUAACGUGGUUGUGAUGAGUGUGAUCGGGGUGGCGUUGGCGGUGAUGCUGCAGGACCGUGUGACCGAGUCCUUCAUCCUCACCGCCAUCCUGAUCAUCUUCUGCACCACGCUGACGCUGUGUUUGGUGUUUGUGCCAAAGGUGGUGGAAUUGUUUCGAACGCCUCGCGGGACGGAUGCGCAGCGCUACAGGAAGGGCAUGAUGAAGAGUAUGGUGGGGAAGAGCAGCACGGAGCGGCUGCACAGACAGCUGUCCAUGUGAGUUGAUUGUAAACCAAUGUUUUUGCAAUUCUUUUGACUGUAAAAAAUGUAAAAUACGCCAUAAGUGAAGAUUGGUUUACUGAUUUAAUUUUCAGCCGAGUCUCCGAAGGAAUCAAAGAAAAAAUUGUUCAGAUUGAAGAAGAAAACCUAAAACUUCAUCAAAUUUUGGUUACUGUAAGUUCUUUGGCUACUUAUUUGUUGUAAAAUACGCCAAUGAGAAUUCACAAAUUACUUUUCUUUUAUAGAGAUCCGCCGAAUUAUGGGAUUUGUUGGAACGCCUCCGAUUGAUUGGCUCUCAAAAUUGUUUGGAUCGGAAUGGAAAAAUCCACAGUAAGCGAUGGCUUUUAAAAAAAAAACAAUUCACUUGUUUUAUAAUAUUUUUUUGAUUGGCCGGAAAAACGCUAUAUCUUGAGCAGAAGGGUUCAUAAAAUUUGUAAUUUUUUUUGGGGAGUGACGAUUGGGGAAACUGAAAAAUGUUUUAUUUCUUCAAUGCAAGUGCCGAAAUUAGGACAAUCGAUGGCGCUGAUUUCGAAAAGGAGGAUUUUUUUUUGACUCUUACCUUUUCCUUGCUUCAGGAGUCAACAAAAAUUUAUAUUUUCAAAAUCAGCACCAUCCAAAACCCCUAAAUCGAAAAUUUGUAAAAAAAUUUAAAAAAUUACGACUUUACAGUACUACUUAAGCAAUGAUCAAAAAAUUAUGAAUGUCAUUUUUAACAUCAGCGCCACUGAUUAGCCUAAAUUCGACACUUGUGUCGAAGGAAAGUAACACUUUUCGGUUUCCCCAAUCGUCUUUUUUCCCAAAUGUCGGCGUUCCUAAUUUUUUGGCGGGCUUUUUGAUUUGUCCAGUAAAAAUUUUAUACAAAAGUUGUUUUGCGAACCGCAGAGUCGUUUUUUCGUGUUCUGGCCCACUCCCAAAAAAAGAAUUUUUCCGAGCUGCGCCCAGCUUCGAAGUGACAGUUUUUUAAUGGUAUUGACGGUGAUUUUUCUGAAUUAGAGCGUAAUGAUGAUCUGAGAUAGACUAGAACUAAAUAAAACACUAAGGGUACCAUUAAAUCACCUUUUUUUUGAAAUUUUAGACAUCACCCUUACUUGUUUGUUCCCAACCUGCAGCCUGCGAAGAAAUUCAAAAAUAAAAAAUUUCUUCAUUCAACCAUUAAUUUUUGCUUUUCAGGCAGCCGAAGCAGCAACUUGUGCUGUGUUUCCUCCGAUGAGAAUCCGUCCACUUCCCUGUACGAAGCCAGCAAUCGAAAGAGUUCUUCGAGUAGCCUAAGGUAAUUUAUGAUUUUUUACAAAAAAUUGAGGCCCUGUUCUACACUCAUUCGAAAUCUUGGGUCGUAUUUUACCCUCAAAUGUGGCCAUUUUCAGCAAGACCGAGACGUUUUCCUCGCUGUUCCGUCGCCCGUCCAAUGGCAAGUCCAUAGUGGUGAAGCAAAAGGCCGAAAGUGGAUGGCCAUGGCUGGAUCCGAGUCAGCCCUCGACCAUGUUGUGA
Bursaphelenchus xylophilus (pine wood nematode) is the source of this 5587-nucleotide messenger RNA. Lineage: Eukaryota; Metazoa; Nematoda; Chromadorea; Rhabditida; Aphelenchoididae. The record is from the annotation of a GenBank genome assembly.